This is a messenger RNA of Cavia porcellus (domestic guinea pig), 4547 nucleotides long. It is a transcript of the gene Ece1, whose product is annotated as endothelin converting enzyme 1. Gene Ontology annotation, molecular function: metalloendopeptidase activity. Gene Ontology annotation, biological process: peptide hormone processing. NCBI's taxonomy places the organism in Eukaryota, Metazoa, Chordata, Mammalia, Rodentia, Caviidae. The transcript has 19 exons. Bases 94 to 2409 code for a protein of 771 amino acids. The record is from RefSeq and is a predicted model, not a curated record. Gene Ontology annotation, cellular component: plasma membrane.
GCCCCGCCCGCGAAGGUGGCGCGUCGCGCCCGGCACGCCCAGCCAGCCGCUCAGCACGGUGGCGGCGCGGGCACCGCGCGUCGGGGGCGCAGCAUGCGGGGCGUGUGGCCGCCGCACCCGGUGGCCGCCGUGCUGUCGGCCCUGGGGAUGUCGACCUACAAGCGGGCCACACUGGACGAGGAGGACCUGGUGGACUCGCUCUCCGAGGGCGAAGUGUACCCCAAUGGCUUGCAGGUAAACUUCCGCAACUCCCGGAGCAGCCAGAGGUGCUGGGCCACGCGGACCCAGGUGGAGAAGCGGCUGAUAGUUCUGGUGGCACUUCUGGCGGCAGGACUGGUGGCCUGCCUGACAGCACUGGGCAUCCAGUACCGGACAAGAACACCCCCAGUGUGCCUGAGUGAGGCCUGCGUGUCAGUGACCAGCUCCAUCUUGAACUCCAUGGACCCCACAGUAGACCCCUGCCAGGACUUCUUCAGCUACGCCUGCGGGGGCUGGAUCAAGGCCAAUCCUGUGCCUGAUGGCCACUCACGCUGGGGGACCUUCAGCAACCUCUGGGAACACAACCAGGCCAUCAUCAAGCACCUGCUUGAAAAUUCCACAGCCAGCGUGAGUGAGGCAGAGAGAAAGGCCCAAGUAUACUACCGAGCGUGUAUGAACGAAACCAGGAUCGAGGAGCUGAGGGCCAAGCCCCUGAUGGAGCUGAUUGAGAAGCUCGGUGGCUGGAACAUCACAGGUCCCUGGGCCAAGGACAACUUCCAGGACACCCUGCAGGUGGUCACUGCCCACUACCGCACCUCCCCCUUUUUCUCCGUCUACGUCAGUGCUGACUCCAAGAACUCCAACAGCAACGUGAUCCAGGUGGACCAGUCUGGCCUGGGCUUGCCCUCCAGAGACUAUUACCUGAACAAAACUGAAAAUGAGAAGGUGCUGAACGGAUACUUGAACUACAUGGUCCAGCUGGGGAAGCUACUGGGCGGGGGGGAUGAGGAUGCCAUCCGGGCCCAGAUGCAGCAGAUCCUGGACUUUGAGACGGCGCUGGCCAACAUCACCAUCCCCCAGGAGAAGCGCCGGGAUGAGGAACUCAUCUAUCACAAAGUGACAGCUGCCGAACUGCAGACCUUGGCGCCUGCCAUCAACUGGCUGCCCUUUCUGAACACCAUCUUCUACCCCGUGGAGAUCAACGAGUCCGAGCCUAUUGUGGUCUACGACAAGGAGUACCUCGAGCAGGUCUCCACCCUCAUCAACACCACCGACAAAUGCCUGCUGAACAACUACAUGAUCUGGAACCUGGUGCGGAAAACAAGCUCCUUCCUUGACCAGCGCUUUCAAGAUGCUGAUGAGAAGUUCAUGGAAGUCAUGUACGGGACCAAAAAGACCUGCCUCCCCCGCUGGAAAUUCUGCGUGAGUGACACGGAGAACAACUUGGGUUUCGCCCUGGGCCCCAUGUUCGUCAAAGCGACCUUUGCUGAGGACAGCAAGAACAUAGCCAGCGAGAUAAUCCUGGAGAUCAAGAAGGCAUUUGAGGAGAGCCUGAGCACCCUGAAGUGGAUGGAUGAAGACACCCGGAAAUCAGCCAAGGAGAAGGCAGAUGCCAUCUACAACAUGAUAGGCUACCCCAACUUCAUCAUGGACCCCAAGGAGCUGGACAAAGUGUUCAACGACUACACAGCAGUUCCAGACCUCUAUUUUGAGAAUGCCAUGCGGUUUUUCAACUUCUCAUGGAGAGUCACUGCUGAGCAGCUCAGGAAAGCCCCCAACAGAGAUCAGUGGAGCAUGACGCCCCCCAUGGUGAACGCCUACUACUCACCCACCAAGAACGAGAUCGUGUUUCCCGCCGGGAUCCUGCAGGCGCCCUUCUACACUCGCUCCUCCCCCAAGGCCUUGAACUUUGGUGGCAUCGGUGUCGUCGUGGGCCACGAGCUGACGCAUGCUUUUGAUGACCAAGGACGGGAGUAUGACAAGGACGGCAACCUCCGGCCCUGGUGGAAGAACUCCUCAGUGGAGGCCUUCAAGCAGCAGACGGAGUGCAUGGUGGAGCAGUACAGCAACUACAGCGUGAACGGGGAGCCCGUGAACGGCCGCCACACGCUCGGGGAGAACAUCGCCGACAACGGGGGCCUCAAAGCAGCCUAUCGGGCGUACCAGAACUGGGUGAAGAAGAACGGAGCCGAGGAGACGCUGCCCACGCUGGGCCUCACCAAUAACCAGCUCUUCUUCCUAGGCUUCGCACAGGUCUGGUGCUCGGUCCGCACGCCAGAGAGCUCCCACGAAGGCCUCAUCACCGACCCCCACAGCCCCUCCCGCUUCCGGGUCAUCGGCUCCCUCUCCAACUCCAAGGAGUUCUCAGAACACUUCCAAUGCCCGCCUGGCUCACCCAUGAACCCGCGUCACAAGUGUGAGGUCUGGUAAGGGACAGAGCACAGGGAGCCACGGCGGAGGAGGGCAAGAGGCCAAGGACAAGUCCUGGGGCAGGGCUGCCAGUCUGCCCCCUGCCGCUGGCCUCCAGGACACUGCCCAGCCCCCUUCCCUACAUGGAGGGAUUGUAGCUGUCACCUUGCUGCCCGUGAUGGAUGUUCUCAGCAUUACCUAAGAUUGAUCCCCGCGAAGACCUGUCAUCCUGGGCACUUGUGCGCCAGUUUAGCGACUUUUGGGUGUCGGGCUGAUGUUUGCCAGGCCUGGGUCCCACACUGACAGGGGUGAUGGGCCGUAGCCCCUCACCCACAUCCAGUGCCAGAUAUACCACAAGCACCACUGUGUCAAAUGCUUUAAAGAUAUAUUUUUGGGGAAAUUAUUUUUUAAACAUUGUGGAAUACACUGGAAAUCUUCAGGGAAAAAAAUGCAUUUAAAACACUUUUUUUUUUUUUUUUGAGGAAAGGAUUGGUAUAUUUAUUAUGUUCUGUUUUUCUAAAUAACCUGUGGACAAAGAAGCCCCCACUGGGGUACCUGUCACUUGGAAGCUGGGCUGAGGCAGGGACCCCUCAAGCUGCUGAGCAGGUCCCCAGAUAAAGCUGCCUCAGCCUUUGGGGUAUGCGAGCCCAGCUUCUGCCAUCACCCGCACAGACAGGAGUGGGGGGCGGGCAGGGGGCUAACUGGGAUCCCUGCUCAUGGGUACAGCCCCCAUCCCCAGAGUCCAACCAUAGGAACCCCAGCGAGGAAGGUCUGAUGCUCAAUGUUGCAGCUAGGGACUGGUGGCCGCAGCAGAAUGGGGCCAUGUCAGGGCCCUUGAACACAGCAGAGAGUGCCUGAGGACCCUGGUCACCCCCUGGGCUGACCCUCCCCAUCAGAUGCACGGCUGUCCAUAGAUGUCCUCUUCCCGUCCUCCUCUUUUGGUCACCCCAUGUCUGUCCCAGGGACCUGCUGCCUCUGUAGCAAUCCUCCCAUCCCAGCCUACUGUCCCAGCCACCUCAGACUGCCUGGCUGCUGCCUUUCAGGGGGAAAAGAAAACGGGCCUCAGCUUUAGUUUCCUGAAAGCUCCCACUUCUGCCACGCACCGGCCUGGCCUGGCUCCAGGGCCCGCUCACCAGUGCCUUAUCAUUGAGGCUGCCAUAGAGCACCACCAAGGAGACAGCCCUGCCCCAGAGGCCCUUAGCCUCCUCCGCAGAACCCCCGAGUGUCCUGGCAGAACCCUGGUGCCCACAGAGUCACCCUCACUGCCCCCAGGGCAGUGGCCUUGGGUGUCAGGAGUCAGCCACCCUGAACUUGCUGCAGCCCCUGAAGUCCCCUGGGAUGGACCCCAACAGUACGGGUAGCUGGAUGUGCAGGUGCCACUGGCCAGAAGUUGUAGAAGAUCCCCCAAGCCCAGGCAGCCAGCAUGUUGGGGGUCAAAGAUGUCAUCUCCUCCUUCCCUGGGGCCACAGCUUCUCCCGCAGGAGAUGCCUGGGCUGCACCAGGUGGAGCUCAGUGUGGCCCUACUGCAUGCUGAGAGGAGGCCAGCCUCAAGGCACGCAGGGCAGCUCGUCAGUGUCCCUGGCCAGGCCCUCUCAAGGCCCAGGAAGCCAGGCUCCUUGCCACGAGGUACAGGCAACCCAGCAACUAACCUCAGCUCAGCCUCCGAGCAGGAACAGGGGAUUGAAAACAGCCUAAUCCGAGGCCAGCAAGUUCAAGGCCUGGUAGCUCUCCAGAGGCAAGACAAGACAGGAACCAGAGAAGGAGCUGGAGCCCAGGGCAGGCCACACAGAGGGGCGCCCUUCCCAGCCCCAGCCCUUCCCCCACCCCCACCCCCACCCCCGGCACCUCCUCUCCCCCUACCCUGCCUUCAACCGUGGAGGGGCAGUCUGGAAACGUCAGCUGCCCCCAAAAGCCAGGGUCAUCGUGGUCCCCAUUGUUCAGGGCGUGCUGAGGGCAGGGCAGGGCCCGCAGGUGCAGGACGCAGAGGCAGCUGCACGCGAGCUCCCUCCCCUUAGGCCCAUGGGCUGGCUUGUCUGUGGGUACACCGACGCGGAAGUGGGGUUCAGGGGCUGGGGAUCUAUUUUUUGUAUUACGAUGUUUCGUGCUACUGUAGUUUUGGUGUGGCACUAUUGUAAUGGAAAUAAAGUACUUGUACGGGG